Molecule: messenger RNA, 907 nt
Organism: Dacryopinax primogenitus
Lineage: Eukaryota; Fungi; Basidiomycota; Dacrymycetes; Dacrymycetales; Dacrymycetaceae
Product: short-chain dehydrogenase/reductase SDR
Exons: 4
Coding region: 1-780 (259 amino acids)
Molecular function (GO): oxidoreductase activity
Source: RefSeq, a predicted model, not a curated record
AUGUCUAUCGCCACAGCACAAAGCGCCCCUUCCCUGCGGCAUCUUGUUGACAAGCUCGUCGUCCUGGUAGGCGGGACCUCCGGUAUCGGCUACUCCGUCGCCCAAGCUUCCCUAGAACAUGGAGCCCGUGUCAUCAUUUCCAGCAGCACGCAAGCCAAGGUCGAUGCGGCUGUCAAGAGACUCCUUGCCGUUAACCCUCUCUUCGAGGGGAAAGUAUCCGGGUCGACUUUGAAUGCAAAGGACGUCAAGUCGGUUGAAGCAUUCUGGGACAAGGUCGGGAAGUUUGACCAUCUGGUGUGGACUGCCGGCGAUUCCCUCCUGACCAAUUUCAUGGACGAAGACCUCGAGACCCAGAAGGCGACAUUCGAUGUCCGCUUCUGGGGACCCGUUCUCUCCGCCAAAUAUGCUUAUAAGAAGGGUCUCUUCAACCCCGGCGCAUCAGUGACGAUGUCUGUGGGCACUGUGGUGCGGAAGCCGGCUAAGGGGUGGGCGAUGAUAGCUGCAGUCACGGGUGCGGUGGAGAGUAUCACAAGGGGACUCGCGGUCGAGUUGGCACCGAUUCGCGUGAAUACCGUAGCGCCCGGUGGUGUCGACACUGAGCUCUGGGGUCACAUGCCAGCCGACGUCAAGGCCGGUUUUAUGAAGGGGUUCGCAGACCACUCUCUUGUGCAGCACACAGCUACGCCGGAUGAGAUUGCUGAAUCCUAUCUAUUCCUAAUGAAGUGCACCAAUAUGACCGGGAAAACGAUCGAUGUCGAGGGUGGAGCGUUGCUCUGCUGAGUUUCCCGAAGAAAUUGGAGGUUGUUGCAUUGUAUCUAGAUGGAUUGGGAUGGUAGGCAGGCCGGCAGUGUGCCAGAGAGAAAGGGCAAUAUGAAUAUGAAGCAGAAUUGCAAGGGUGCGAAAGGCG